CAUGCUUUUCAUUAAUGUAUUUAAUGGAAUAAUCGGCUCAGCUUCCACUGCCGCAACAGUGCAUUCAUCUCCUGCACUGCAACACUGAAUUGAAUUAAUUUUCUUCCACGAUUGAGGUGGCAAGCUCUGUGAGAGAAUGAAGCGGAAGGAUGUGUGUGUCUAAAGUGUGGAAGAAGUGACACACUGAUUAUAGAGACAAAAAAAACAGAGUUUGUGUAUGGGAGUGACUAUGAAAAAAGAUGAUACCUCUAUGAGAGGAACAGAGUGUGAGGAAAAGAUAGGAAAUAAACAUUUAAGGCUGCGUGAGGGAGAAGAUGAGAGAGCAGGCGUGAGUAAGUGAGUAAGUGAGAGAGAGACGGAGAGAAGGGAAAAGGUAGGGGGGCUAGAAGCAAUGAACUAAAGCCUGCUUCAAACUGUUUGAGCUCAAGCUGAUGGAGAUGAGAGGUGCAGUACACGGCGCAGAUGCAGCAGAGCAGCACACAACCUCAUAGCAGUCUCUGAUGGACACUUCCAAACACCCAUGCUUUGAUUUCGAUAGCUUCAAAGCUAUCGAAUACCAAACCCAGACCACUGCGGCUAUGAAAAAAUGCCGAGGAUGGCUACUGAAGUGGUGUUUAAUGAAAGUGCAGCAUGUUUGGAAAUGAAUGGGCCAGCUCUUUCAUUUUCUCUCUCACGCUCUCAGGGGUGACGGUUUCCUCAGAGAAGCUGUGGUGGUUUGCAGAGAGUCCUACUGUGUUUCCUCUUGGGGGUCAUGUUGGACAUGCUCAGCCUCUCAAAGGCUUUCUCUCUUGGAUUUCAUUUCAUUUCUCCUUGAAAAAGCAUGACUGGAUAUAUACUAUCUCGACUGCACUGACGGACUACUCAGCUUCCAGACAUGGAAAAUUUAAUCACUGGUACAAGUCUCCAAGCAAAGCUUUGUGAGGUGUUUCACAGUCAAGGUGACAGCAUAGCUCUCAAUGGAAAAACCGUCAUGCCUUUAGGGGGCUCCAGACAUGAAGCCCAUGCUCCUCUGCCUUUUUGGCUGCUGGUGUGUCCAUGUGAAGGAUGUUCCACAGUGAGCUUUUAGGAUCUCUGGCAAUAACAGAGAGUUCGGAUCGGAGGAAGUGCAUCCGUAGUCACAUAAGGAUGGUAAUGGAACAGCUGGAAGAAGUCCUCAAUGAGCUGAAGGAUGUGGCUAGAGAGCUUAGAGAGGUAGUGGCUCAAAUUGACAAGCUGACAGCAUACAUUGAUUUGGACACUGAAGAGGAAGCAGAGGAUGACAAACUGACCCUGGCUUGCAGUAGAAACAGCAGCGAGAGAGCACUGGGGAACCUUUUCAAGGUCGAGACUUAUUCUGAUAGCAAUGGUCUAGCCCACUUAUUACACGUCCCUCUCUGCGACUCCGCUAAAAUAAAAGUACCUGCCCUGUACCGACGGAGCUGUGGAGACUUGCCUGCCCUAAAUGGACCCACAUGGCCAAAUGCUUCUUGGGUCUUUGGCAGAAGGGAGGAAAUGCAUUCAUGUGACAGUGUAGAGCAUCAUGCUCUAUGCUGUGAUGAUGAUGAUUUCGAUGAAGAAAGUGGUGGCAGGAGAUCCUCUAGAUUCUCUUCCAGUGACUCUGUGUUUUCAUCCUCUCCUCUGCGGCCUUUAAGGUUAGGGGCUUUGACACCCAGAUCAGACCGCAAAUAUCACCUGAGUCCGGGCUCGAAGAAAAAAGUUUUCCGUAGCUGCAGCACUCAAACAGUGUCCGAUAAGAGCACACAAACUGCAUUGCCCCACAGUCCUGCCAAGCAACGAUCUGCAUCUGAACAUAAGCACUAAAAACUUUCUCUACAUCCAACUGCUCGUAAGAAAUGAACUGUGCCAUGCAUGCUUAAUAUUGAUGUCACAUAGCAUAUCAUAAAUAACUGCACAUUGACUUGAGGACUUUAUUUUGUAUUUAUAAUGUAAUAGUUUUUUUUUUGUUGAAAGCACAAUAUUUAAAUUCCUAAACAAUACAGAUCUCCUGAAAAUGAACAUCAUUCCUUGGCUUAAUUAACAUCACACAUGAAUAAACUAGUUAAACUUAUUUGAAUAGGGGUGAACUUCUAAAGGAUAAAAAGAGAAUAAAUAGCACAUGUUGUUAUACUGUUAUGAAGCUCAAUCUGUACCCCAAUUACACAACCUUAAUAAAAAAAAAAAGAGAGACCAAACUGACAAAAUAUUUACUUUCAGAACAUUCAUUCAUGCUCAGUAACGGCCGUAUCCUGAUCAGGGUCAUGGUGGAUCCAGUCUCUCUCGGGAAGGUGGGGACACAGGGUACCAUGCGCACACACAUUCACACUCUCAAUCACACAGCAGCUAAUUCCCAUACCAGCCUGUUUUUAGGAGGUAGGAGGAAACCGGAAACACUCUACACAGACAGUAAUGCAAGUAACCCAAGCUCAGGAUCAAACGGAGAGCUGUGAGGUAGCAACACUACUUUCUGGGCCACUUUGCUAAAACAGCUACCAGGAAAUCAAUCAGUCGUAUUGUUCUUGUCUAUUACAAGCAUACCUAGUUUGUUGCAAGCAUAAUGGUAAAAAAAAAAUCCAGAAGUAGAAACAAAAGACAAAGUCAAUUAUUGUAUAGUAUGAAUACAAUUAUUUUGAAACGUGUAAGUCAGUGUUCCAUGAAAAUGAUACACCCUACAGUGUUUAUAUUUCUCACCACAGAUUCAGAAAAAAUGACCUGCAAUAAAAAGUGUUUGCUCAUCUU
This is a messenger RNA of Pangasianodon hypophthalmus (striped catfish), 2715 nucleotides long. Its product is annotated as inhibitory synaptic factor 1. The transcript has 3 exons. Lineage: Eukaryota; Metazoa; Chordata; Actinopteri; Siluriformes; Pangasiidae. Gene Ontology annotation, biological process: inhibitory postsynaptic potential. The record is from RefSeq and is a predicted model, not a curated record. Gene Ontology annotation, cellular component: postsynaptic density. Bases 1045 to 1800 code for a protein of 251 amino acids.